UUAACGUGUUUGCUUUUCAUUGGUCGCUUAACUGCUAUAUAGUCUUUACUGGCCUUUCUCUGAUUGAUACUUCGACAUACACAUAGAUAAGAGCGGAACAACUACAGGUGCCCAGUAAACUCAAUAGUGUGAUACUUCAUUUUGUACAUUCAAACAUCAAAGAAUGGAAAAGAAAAUUACCAUGUUUGUGUGCAUCUUGCUGUUAACUACUCCAAUUUGUCAUGCUUUGACCUUUGGAGAAUUUUUAGCAGGAGCGGUUGGUGUGGCAGCUGCACCGUUUGUUAUACCAGCGGCACUUGGAGCAGCAGGUUUUACUGCUGGAGGAAUUGUAGCGGGUUCAUUGGGAGCAGCUGCGAUGUCAGCCUCUGCACCGGUCGCUGCCGGGAGCAUUGUUGCAAUGGCUCAGUCCAUAGGGGCAACGGGGGCUAUAGGAAUGGCAGGAAAGGCCAUCGGUGGUGGGGUAGGUUACGCUGCAUAUCGCGCAACAAAGGAUGAUGAUUAACUUUAAUAUACUUCAUUAUCACUCAAUUGUUCAGUGUUAUUGUGAAUGAUUUAUGAGGAAACUUUUACGACUGAAAUUUUUUUUUGUGUUUGUAAUUCAUUUAUUUUGUAACUUCUGCAUCAGCGAGGUUGAUAAUCGUAGUGACCGUUUAUUCAGAUUGUAAUGUUUUGGUUGAUUUGUUACGCAGUUUCCAUUGAUUCAGUCGACAAAAAAACAGAAUUGAAAAAUAUAUUAAUCUAUUAAUAAACGAAAACAAAAUUUUCA
Molecule: messenger RNA, 766 nt
Organism: Mytilus trossulus (common blue mussel)
Lineage: Eukaryota; Metazoa; Mollusca; Bivalvia; Mytilida; Mytilidae
Product: interferon alpha-inducible protein 27-like protein 2
Exons: 3
Coding region: 164-502 (112 amino acids)
Cellular component (GO): membrane
Source: RefSeq, a predicted model, not a curated record